CAAAUUCCAAAUCCUAGACGUUGAUGUUUUGGUUUUUAAAGAGAUUUAAUUGUCUUGAUAGGGUCAAUUAAUUAAAGUGACCAAUUCCAGUGAUUACAAGUACGAGUACAAUAGGACCAAGACACAAGAACGUGACAAAAUGGAGACGACAAUAAAAAGAAUUGAACUGGUAACCUUGUCACUAAAGGACAUUGGAAAAUCAAGUGAACCAAUAUCAGAAAUAUGGUGAUGCAAUAGAUGAACAGGUAAACCUUGAAACUGCUCGAAGUUCAAUUAAAUGCCUGUGAAAUGAUCUAGAGCGUGAGAGAAAAGCUCAUGCAAUAACCAAAGAUAAAUUACCUCAACGUGGAAAUGAAUUUAUUAAUUUAAAAAAUUAUCUACUACUGGUAAGGUUGAAGGUUACAUCGCUUCAGGCCAAAUUAAAGGAAGCAAAUUGAUGACACAGACAAAUAAUCAAACGAAAACACUGAUGGAAACAAAACAAUUUAAGUAACCACCGCAUCUCCAUCCCCACACACACACAUACACUCAUAAAUACAUACACAUAAACACACAAACGAAAAAAUUGGCGAAAAAAAGACGUGCGAAUUCACAUAGAAAAGAAAAAGAAAAAUUCUACAAAAAGAAGAGCUACUAUUUUUUUACGAAACUCGAAACACGCAAAACUCAAAACUUCAACGAAGAAAUUCAAAGGUGAAAAUUUCUCUCUAAAGUGCUAAAGAAUUACAACUAUAAACAAUUAAAAAAGAAAACAAACAAACAAAUUCUUAUGAAUGAAAAGAAAUUUAAAAAAAACUUCUAAGGUGAAUUAAGGUGAUGAUUACAACUCAACGUCUUUCUUAUUUAUUAUAAAAUCUUUUUUUUUUGUUUUCUGUUUCACAAGAACUACAACAAUUAACUAACAAUCAAACAGCUUUUUCUGUUCCUUGUCCUCUUCAAAUCCUCAAUUUUAAUCCAUUACCUGUAAUCAUCUGAUCCUCUUUUCCCGAACAUUUCAUAUUCCAUCAAACCAAUUAUAUAUUUAACUAUAUAUCUGAUAACUUAGUAACUUUAUCAUUCCCUUUUUUGAGAUGAAACAAAACAAAAUCUAUUUCCUCUGUUUCCUUUUUUCGUUUCCUUAUUUAAAUUAGAAAAUAAUUCUUGAUUGAUUAAGAAAAACAUCAACAAAUGUCACUGUAAAAAUCCUUUUCUCUCUCUCUCUCUCUUUCUUACUCUUACUCUUAAUAUUUUGAAGAAAAAAGUCCAACAUCCAUGAAUUAACCUUGCAAAUGAUUAAUAGUUGAUCUAAAUUUCACUAAUUGACAACAAUGGAACAAUUAAAAGCCGAAUAAAACAAUUAAAUUAAUUCUCAAAUCGGAUCAACAAAAGGAAAAUUUUUCCAUUCAGUAAGAGAAAAACUCUGACCGAAAUUAGUAUAAGCCCCUUUCUCAAAUUCUACCAAAUCUAAUCCUAGACGUUGAUGUUUUGGUUUUUUAAAGAGAUUUAAUUGUCUUGAUAGGGUCAAUUAAUUGUUCUAUUAAUUUAGAUCGACCAGUUUAAUGUUUUUGGACCAUUUUCAUCUAAUACUCAUCGUUUAAUCAAUUAAUUACCAUCCAGUUGAUUAUUGGGUUAACAUUUUCUCUGUUUUUCUCUAGGCCUCAACAAUUUACUUACUUCAAGGUUGCCUCUUUCUUUUUCUCUCUUUCUCUUUCUUUUACUCUCUUUCUUUUUUCUUCUUCUCUUUCUUCAUCUUCUUUCAAGGAUCGGGAUCAGCUACCUGAUCCUGUUAUACCUUCAGUGUAUCGGCCAUUUUCUGUAUCACUUUGAAUUAUUCUUCCAAUUAAUUUAAUUUGAUUACGUUUUAUCUUGAAAUGUCUUCAGAAUCGUCUCGUAAAUUACCCACUAUGCUUUCGGAAGGCGGUGAUGGCGAUAAUUGUAAUAACGAUAAUUUAUUAGGAUGUAACUUGAACGACAAAACUAUCAAUGGUAAAAAUGUUGUUGUUACUACGAAUGACGAUUUUAAAUCACUGAAUGAAGCCAGUAGUAGUAAUAAUAGUAGGGAUAGUUGGACUACUAUUGAUAGUGAUAAAGUAUGUGAUGGAGCAACAUCAGCUGAAGAUACUAGAGAAACCGGUGAAUCAAGUCGAAGUGGAGAUCAACCAAAAUCACCAGUUAGUGAAUUAUCUUGUGGAAGCUCAUUUUCGAGUGAAAGUGAAGACAAAUGGAGACCCACCUCUGGUCCAAUGCAAUGGCUUCAACAACAAAUGAUACUCGGCACUGAUCCACGAAACGUUUUACGAGAAGUUUUACCCGAAGCUUUAGAACAUUUACCUCCUCGAGUUGACAAUCUAAUUCUUUGGAAAAUUCUACUUAACUUGUUCUCAGAGCCUCCACCACGUAAAAAGCUACCCCAUGUUAAUACCUUGGACGAUGUUGUCGAUUUAAUCAGAAACUGUAGUAACAUCAUUGUACUAACUGGUGCCGGUGUCUCCGUAUCCUGUGGGAUUCCUGAUUUCAGGUCAGCCAAUGGUGUUUAUGCCAGAUUGAGGAAAGUAUUCCCUGAUCUACCUGAUCCUCAGGCAAUGUUUGAUAUUCAAUAUUUCAAAGAAGAUCCUAGACCUUUCUUCAAGUUUGCCAAGGAAAUUUAUCCUGGUCAAUUUCAACCUUCCAUUGCUCACAAAUUCAUCAAAUUGAUUGAAGAACAGAACAAAUUACUUCGAAAUUACACCCAGAAUAUUGAUACCUUGGAGAAAGCUGCUGGUAUUGAAAAAGUUAUUACUUGCCAUGGCUCUUUUGCUACAGCGACUUGUAUGCGAUGUGGAUACAAAACAAAUUCUGAUGCAAUCAAGGCGGAUAUUUUCGCCCAAAAUUUACCACUGUGCCCCGAAUGUCCCGAAGACUCUGAACCCCUGCCAGUAAUCAAACCUGAUAUCGUUUUCUUUGGUGAAGGUUUAUCUGAUGAGUUUCAUGAUUCUAUGGCUUUGGAUAAAGAUAAAUGUGAUCUAUUAAUUGUUAUGGGAUCUUCAAUGAAAGUACGACCAGUAGCUUUAAUUCCUAAUGCAAUACCACCCGAUGUACCACGAGUUUUAAUUAAUCGAGAACCUUUGGAACAUAUUUGUUUCGAUGUUGAACUUCUCGGCGAUUGUGAUGACGUAAUACAGCAAAUAAGUCGUAAACUCGGUGGAGUUUGGUUAAAUUUAUGUGAAUCGGAUUCUAAAGCUUCCUCAUCAUCCGAAAGACAACAAGGUAGAGGUUUAGAUGAUACUAAUAACAAUAGUGACAUCGACUCUUCAGAAUCCAGCUCUUCGGAUACAUUUAAAUCAUCUUCCUCAAUAUCAUCCCCAGUUGCUCCAAUUAAAGAAGAAACCUCAGCAUCGAUGUUAACAAUCCCAGAAACAUCUAAUUGUGACGAUGACUCUAUGGAGCCUGGUCCAAGUCAUGAAGCCUCAUCAUCCUCAUCUUUAAUCUGAACAUCAUCCAAACAAAUGCCUUGUUGACAUCUUAUCAUCAAGUCUCAUUUCUUAUCUCCAUUUCACUCUUGUUUAUCUUCAUUUUUACCCUUAACCCUUAACCCUUACGAUCAAACAACAAAGGGAUUCUCCUGAAAAGUUCAUCUCUCUAUCUAAUAUCUAUUUAGUUUCGUUGACACAGAGAAAAGUACACACAAGAUUAAGUUCAAUCAGAUUUAAAGAUAAAUUUGAUUGAUUGUAAAUUUUACUAAUUUGUCUGGAUAGUGCAAGACUUAACCUCUAAUUGAAUACUAACAAAGAUAGAAACAAAAAACUUUCCACUUCUCUUCAAUACUUUAUAUUAUAAUAUAAGAGUUAAUUUGUUAGGUUCUGGUGAUAGAAAAUCCCAUUUACAAUUAAUCUCUUCACCAUUAAAUUCUGCAUUUCUUUUAACUUCUUCAAAAUUAAUCCAAUUCUACCUGCGACAAUCAUCAACUUGCUUUUCCGAAGCCAAUCAAAUUAUCUUCACCCGAUUGAUUAAUUAAACCUCAUUUUCGAUAUAAAAAAUAAUUCUUGGACUGGUCUCAUACUUUGGACUCUAGAUGACCAUUGACCAGCGAUUAACUGUUUUUUUUAUUGUAAAAACAAAUGAGAAGGACAAAAUUUAUUAAUCACCAUCAAUCUUCAUCAUCAUCAUCAAUUUCAUCAUUGGAUUUCCUUAAUAUACUCUCAUCAAUGUUUUUUAUUUAAAAGGUAAACAUCAAACCAAAAGAAAUGAAAAAACUUCCAUUUUAUCAGUUAAUAAUUUUCGAUCUUUAAAUUUAAAGACAAAAUUAUUCUUUCUUUAUCUCUUUCGUUCUUUCUCUUCAAAAUCAUAUACAUAUGUAUAUCUAAAUUGAUUCAACGAGGAUAAACAAUUAAUCUCGUUGUGGAUAAAUUUUAUUCUUAAAUUAUUAUGAUCACCGACACACCUUUUAAAGCCUGUUACUAUUCACUAAUAAUCGUCCAUUGUUGAACCAAAGUGUAGUAUCUUUUUUGAUGGACAAGUGAGAGUACAAAACGAUAAAUUUAUGAAUAAUACCUAAUGUUCAAUACUUUUAAUUCAUCAAGAUAAACCACAGAAAACAAACCUAACUAAUUAAUCAUAAAAUCUUUAAUAUCAAAUAAAAGUAAAAAGUACAGUUAACAUACUGAAAAA
Messenger RNA from Panonychus citri (citrus red mite), 4626 nucleotides. Its product is annotated as NAD-dependent protein deacetylase sirtuin-1-like. The transcript has 3 exons. The coding region runs from base 1851 to 3449 and encodes 532 amino acids. Lineage: Eukaryota; Metazoa; Arthropoda; Arachnida; Trombidiformes; Tetranychidae. Gene Ontology annotation, molecular function: NAD+ binding. The record is from RefSeq and is a predicted model, not a curated record.